This is a messenger RNA of Onychomys torridus (southern grasshopper mouse), 519 nucleotides long. Its product is annotated as vomeronasal secretory protein 1-like. Gene Ontology annotation, molecular function: small molecule binding. Bases 1 to 519 code for a protein of 172 amino acids. The transcript is spliced from 6 exons. Lineage: Eukaryota; Metazoa; Chordata; Mammalia; Rodentia; Cricetidae. The record is from RefSeq and is a predicted model, not a curated record.
AUGAAGACUCUGUUCCUGGCCAUCAGCUUCUGCCUGGCUGCUGCCCUGCAGGCCCAGGACUUAUCGCCUCUUACUCUGAAUAGCGGGCAUUUUUCUGGGAAGUGGUUCAUGAAGGCCUUGGUGAUGAAAGAAGGGAUCCUGAUAAAGAAGGUUUCCCCCAUAUUUGUUUUGGUGCUGGACAACGGUGACAUGGAGUUUUCUAUCACACAUAUACUCUUUGGCCAGUGUAUGGAAGUGACCACCAUCUUGGAGAAAACAGAUGUGCCCGGCCAUUACAGUGCCUUUGAGGGAAAGAGUCACGUGCAGGUGCAGCUGUCUUCUGUGAAGGACCAUUGGAUACUCUACUGUGAAGGGGAGGCGGAGGGCGUGAGCUUCACAAUGACCCAGCUCAUAGGUAGGGACUUCAAGGAAAACCUAGAGGCCUUGGAAGAAUUUAAGGAGUUCACACAGAAAAAGGGACUUACACCAGAGAACCUGGUCAUACCCGAGCAGAUGGAAAAAUGUGAACCGGAGAGUUAG